AUGGAACCGUGUGUGUUGGCAAAACCUCAGAUUGCCGUGGGGGAGCUGGAGGGGGGAGGAGGAGGAAGAGGAGGAAGAGGAGAGAGAGGAGGAAGAGGAGGAGGAGGAGGAGAGAGGAGGAGGAAGAGGAGGAGGAGAGAGAGGAGGAAGAGGAGGAGGAGGAGGAGAGAUGAGGAGGAGGAAGAGAGAGAGGAGGAAGAGGAGGAGGAGGAGGAGAGAGAGGAGGAAGAGGAGGAGGAGGAGAGAGAGGCGGAGGAGAGAGAGGAGGAGGAGGAGAGAGAGGAGGAGGAGAGGAGGAGAGAGAGGAGGAAGAGGAGGAGGAGAGAGGAGGAAGAGGAGGAGGAGGAGAGAGAGGAGGAGGAGGAGAGAGAGGAGGAGGAGGAGAGAGAGGAGGAGGAGGAGAGAGAGGAGGAGGAGAGAGAGGAGGAAGAGGAGGAGGAGGAGGAGAGAGAGGAGGAAGAGGAGGAGGAGGAGAGAGAGGAGGAAGAGGAGGAGGAGAGAGAGGAGGAAGAGGAGGAGGAGGAGGAGAGAUGA
Messenger RNA from Knipowitschia caucasica, 534 nucleotides. The record is from the annotation of a GenBank genome assembly. NCBI's taxonomy places the organism in Eukaryota, Metazoa, Chordata, Actinopteri, Gobiiformes, Gobiidae.